This is a messenger RNA of Scleropages formosus (Asian bonytongue), 621 nucleotides long. RefSeq lists its product as uncharacterized. The record is from RefSeq and is a predicted model, not a curated record. The transcript has 4 exons. NCBI's taxonomy places the organism in Eukaryota, Metazoa, Chordata, Actinopteri, Osteoglossiformes, Osteoglossidae. The coding region runs from base 1 to 621 and encodes 206 amino acids.
AUGAAGACAGUGUGCUACACAGCAGCCCUCACCUUGCUCGUCUUUGCAGUCGCGAGCGUCCCGGCGGCGCGAGCCGGUCCCAUCAUCCCCUGGGACAGAAUGACGGAAUGCUCCCUCGCGCUGAACGGCGUGGCGCAACGCCUCGCGCGGGACGUGCUGGGCGCCUCGAGGCAGCUGCCGCCGAAGACGUCCGCGAGCGCGGUGCUCAUUGAGCCCUGCGAGCUGUGCAGCCCCGCGAACCUGACUGCGGACUCCAGGCCCUGCCUGCAGAAGAUUGCUGUUGCCCUGCACAACUACACCAGGAUGUUUGGAAAGGAAGGCUUGUUUGAGGGAUCUACCUGGGAGGAUUUGGCACAUGAGGCAGCGAAAAUGGCUUCUGAGCUCAGGGAGCUGCUGCACUCCAGAGUCCUGCAUACUGGUAGCCUGGACUCACAGGAGUCACAGAGCUCAGCCCACGUGGAGCCCCUGGUGAAUGAGAGUGACAGAUGGAUGCUGGAUGAUCUGCGCCGCCACAGUGCUGAGAGGCUACUCUCAUUCUCUAUCCUGGCAGCCCGUGUCUUUGCAGCUGGUGAUCCCGCAACACAUGGUACAGCCGCUGUGGCAACCUGCAUGUAUGCCUGA